CUUCUGUGCGCGAGCCUGUAAGAGCCAUCCCUCCUGGACUGCAGAAACAUCAGCACGCGUCUGAAGCGCUCUUUGCUGUUUGAUCGGAUACUUCUGCUGAAACAAUCGGCGCAAACGUGCAUGCAUGAAUGAAACAUGGCGCUUAUUUUGGUUUAUGCGUUAAAUAUUGUACUACUUUUUGACUUGGUGGAGGUAAAGCAGACAGACUCGUCUACACGGGAUGCGGAUGCACCGAGGGACAUGCUGGCUAUGCAUAUGUUUAAACUCUAUGAAAAACUGAACAAGGAGCAGCAAUCACACCGGGACGACAAUACAGUUAGGAGCUUCCAGGCACUCCCGGGGUCUUCCCACAACAAGGUCCUCUUUCUUUUCAAUCUGACCUCCAUGCCUGAGUCAGAGGUGAUCCUAUCUGCAAGCCUUCACUUCCUCAGGCCACAAAGCCGGCUAUGGCCCUUCAGCUGCCGGCGUUCCAGAGGGCCCUUGUGUCACAGCCAACACCUGCAGCCUUCCACACCAGUAAAGCUGAUUUUUCGAGGGAUGUCACAAAACACAACCUUCCCACCCCAUCUGGGUAACAUUACAUUGCCCCCUCUGAAAAAAGGACACUGGCAGAUGUCUGACAUGUCCUCAGUUGUCCAGUGGGCUCGUGCUCGAAACGAACUCAUAAUUUCAGUGGAGUUUGAUUUUGGAGAGAGGCCCCAAUGGCAGCAGGAUCACCUCACACCUCACACUUUGCCUUAUAUUCUCAUUUUUGCUAAUGACCUGACCAUAAACGAACCAAACAGCAUUGCCCUGAGCUUGCAGAGGUACAGCCCUGUGGGAGAAGACAAAGGAAACAGACCUCCCAUUGUCACUCCAAGCUCCAGGAUCAGAAGAGCAGCAGAGCAAUUGCAGAAUUUCCUCCCAAAUGUCCAGUAUGAUGAUCAAAAAAACAAGGAACUGUGGUACAACACUUACUUUGCAUUAAAGCCCAAAACCUUGUCAAAGGGUCAAGGUGGGAGACAAGGUCCUGAAGUCAGCAACGGAGGAAGUAGGACUCAGGAGCUGAGCUUUGAUAAAAGAACCAUGAAAAAGGCUCGGCGUAAACAGUGGAGUGAGCCUCGAGUCUGCACAAGACGUUACCUGAGAGUGGAUUUUGCAGAUAUUGGUUGGAGUGAGUGGAUUCUAGCCCCGAAAGCGUUUGAUGCCUAUUACUGUGCAGGAACAUGUGGAUUUCCCAUGCCCAAGGUGGUUCAUCCCUCUAAUCAUGCCACUAUACAGAGCAUUGUGAGGGCAGUGGGGAUUGUUCCCGGAGUUCCUGAACCUUGUUGCGUUCCUGAGAAGAUGAGCGAACUGGCUGUGUUGUUUCUCGACACCAGCAGGAACAUGGUGCUGAAGCUCUACCCAAACAUGUCUGUGGAGACCUGCGCUUGUCGAUAAACAUGAUUAGCAUGGGCAUUCAUUUUUUAAUAAAAACACUAUGGACAAGACUGCAAGACUUCUCCAAGGCUUUGGGAAGGCAAGAUAUGUAUUAGUUGAUAAGAUGUAACAGGCAGUCUACAUCUAACUAAUGUCUGAAGCAGCUACUAGAACGAUGCUGUUGAAUUUUUUUUAUACUGGUUUUGGGUACAGUUGCGUAGUGCAAUACAUCAACUAUACAGAGAAAUAUUCCUUAAAGUCACAGUAGAAUUCUUUCUAAUUUAAUAACAGACAUCAUAUUUAAACCACUAAGCCUUUAGUUCAUUUGUAUACAUUUGGCAUAAAAAAAUAAAGUAUCAUUAUAACCCCUUAAUCCUAUUAUUUUCAAAGGGAAAAGAAUUGGAACAGUAAAAAAAAUGUUAUUAAUGAAACCUUUUAUUUGGUUCAAAACAUAGCUGGAAACACACAUUAAUCUCUGUGAGAUCUGCUUUGUAACAAUAAAUGCCUUCAGACAAGAGAAAUCCUGUAUGCUGGAGGGGUGAAAUACUGCUGCCACCUAGUGCCAUUUCAUUCAGAAUUCAACAAAAAAUCAUUUUCAUUCAUAUUCAUCCUGAGGAUCAUACACUGAUUUUGCUUUGCCUCAUAAAUAUAUAGAUAUGAACACUAUAUAACUCGAUUAACUAAUAAAUUAAUUUACUACUUAA
Hemibagrus wyckioides is the source of this 2102-nucleotide messenger RNA. RefSeq names its product growth differentiation factor 10b (gene ifngr1l). Bases 136 to 1419 code for a protein of 427 amino acids. NCBI's taxonomy places the organism in Eukaryota, Metazoa, Chordata, Actinopteri, Siluriformes, Bagridae. Gene Ontology annotation, cellular component: extracellular region. The transcript has 3 exons. Gene Ontology annotation, biological process: SMAD protein signal transduction; BMP signaling pathway. The record is from RefSeq and is a predicted model, not a curated record. Gene Ontology annotation, molecular function: growth factor activity; cytokine activity.